Messenger RNA from Vidua chalybeata, 1469 nucleotides. RefSeq names its product interleukin 34 (gene IL34). Lineage: Eukaryota; Metazoa; Chordata; Aves; Passeriformes; Viduidae. Gene Ontology annotation, molecular function: cytokine activity; macrophage colony-stimulating factor receptor binding. Gene Ontology annotation, biological process: positive regulation of macrophage differentiation; positive regulation of cell population proliferation; positive regulation of protein phosphorylation. The record is from RefSeq and is a predicted model, not a curated record. The coding region runs from base 473 to 1015 and encodes 180 amino acids. The transcript has 7 exons.
GGUCCCUUCACUGGGGACUGUGGGUGGCACCCCUUGGCGCCGGGACAGCGCACGACGCCUUUGCGUGGGGGCACGGCACGGUACACGGCACGGCUGCUUUCCCUUGGGACAUGGCAUCGCGUGGGGACACAGCGUGGGCCCCCUGGCACCGGGAUAAGAUUCCUUCUUGCAGUCCCGGUGUGCUCCUGCACUCCUGCAAACACAUCCCUGCCAACAGCCUGUGACGGCCCCGGGACCUGCUGCUUCCCUGCCACCAGCUGGAGAGGAGAAGCCAGCGGGGACUGCCGGGAAGGGGGACUAACCCCCCAUCCAUGGCAGGGGACAACUGCUCGGGGCUACUGGAGAGCAGCCAGUGCCCGGAGCCUACACCUGUCCCUUGUCCCCACACCAUCCACGCUACUGCCCUGGAGGCUUCCUGUGAGCCCCAGCCAUGUAGGCACAGCCUGGGGCUCCACUGACGGCCACCAUCAACAUGCAGCAGGGCUACGCUGCCGUCCUAUGUGUCCUGGCUGUGCUGGGGCUGGAGGCCGCGGCGCCGGGCGAAUGCGAGCUCACCCGCCUGCUCCAGGACAAGCUGCAGUAUGAGAUGCGCCUGCAGUACAUGAAACACUACUUUCCCAUUGACUACACAGUCCAGGUCCAGUAUGAAGAGGUGCUGAGACCAUCCAACAUCACCCGCCUGCGCAACGGGACAGUGUCGGAGGCAGCACUGCGGUACCUCUGGUUCCAUGUCAGCUCCCAGGCAGUGCUGCGCAUCCGUGAGGUGCUGCCAGAGAAGCACCCAUCCUGGAAGUACACCCAGGAACUCUGCCAGCUCUUUGAUGCCCUGGGCGAGGAGUACAGCAAGUACCGGCAGACAGACGUGGAAACUGUGGUGGCCGAUCUGGUGAAGUUGAUCCACAGCGCGGGCGCUGAGAGCCGGAGCAAGGCUGUUCGCCCCAAGGCACUGCUGGACAACUGCCUCAAGGUCAUGCGGAUGCUCUACGGGGUGCCCUGUCGGUGGGAGUCCACCUAACACUGUGGAAGAUCCUUCACUCAACCCUUCACUGGACACCUCCCUGCCCUGGAGCCUUGGAUGCUGCCUCUGCUCUGCUCCUCCCAGAGCCCCCUGGUGGGUUCCCAAGGAAGCUGCAAAGGUGGGAUAAAUGUCACUCCUUCCAGGACCAAACACAACCCUUUCCAGAACUGUGGGACUGUUUAUGGCUGGGAUCUUGUCCAUCCAAAAUGUCUGCCACCCUUUUUCAUGGGUGUGGGGUCAGACACAGUCCCCUGUGGCAGGCAGCUGUUGGGGGUACAUGCAGCCCUUCCUGCCCACAGGGCAGGUGAGGGCAUCACCCUGUUUCUCUCCAUUUGUAUUUUUUCCUCAGCUUUGAUUAAACACCAGUUAAUUCUUUAGCAUUGCAGCUCAGCUUCCGACUGGGUCCUAGGAACCUCCAGCCUUACCCAAAAUAAAGGACCAGCAAAGAGAA